CUACGUAUCUACUUAAACUUGAGACGUGAAGAGUUGAAAAAUGCAAUUUUAAUUGAUUGUUUCUUGUUAAACCAUUAACAAUUUAAUAUCCAUCUUGGUUUAUACCAAGUAAUUUUAUACUCUUUUAAUAUUUAUUAUUGUUUCUUAUUCUUCUGCAGUUUUCUUUGUUCUCACAUAUGGACAACUGUUGAAGUUGAUAUUGAUCCAAGCUGUUGAUUCUUUAUUGAAAAAUUGGCAACCAUAUCAAAUUUACAUUUUCAUCAAAUUACUGUAUUGUUAAACUGCUGAUAUUCAAAUUGAUCAAGAUCCUGGAAUAAUUCGGUUAACAUUUUAAAAGCCAACACAUCAUUCAACUUGACACCAUCUCAAUCGACCGGUUGUCUGUUAACAUGAUUACUCAUAAUCGAUCUAAAAUACCUGCUGAAGUUAGCUCACCAGAAGAACUUGAAACACUCAUGCCUUCAUCAAGUAAUACUCAGGGAUCUAUGAAUCCAGCCAACACCAAAUUAUUCAACAUAAUCCUCUUGCUAUCCCAUUCUAUUGGAUCAAUUAUCAUCCUGUUAAUCAUACUUUGGGUUAAUAAACAUCUUGGUGGCUUUGACUGGUCCAUACCAGCAAAAGAGUUCAAUUACCACCCUCUUUUCAUGGUCCUUGGAAUGGUUUACCUCUACGGUAAUUCAAUAAUUUCCUACAGGAUAUUUCGAACCCUGGACAAGCCAAAAUUGAAGAUAAUCCAUACAAUACUUCACGGCGGUUGUUUAAUAUUCACUGCUCUCGGAUUGUUUGCUGUCAUUGACUUCCAUAAUCGAGCCAAUAUCGUCAACUUUUACUCACUUCAUAGUUGGGUCGGUAUAUUUGCUGCCAGCGUCUACGCUCUACAAUGGAUUGGAAGUUUCUACGCAUUCCUCUUUCCCGGAAUCCCAGCCCAAUAUCGAGCUUUCCUUUUACCCUUUCACGUUAGAGGAGGACUCAUUAUCUUUACCAUCUCUAUUGCUGCUUGUUUGACUGGAUUAACUGAAAAGAUUUUCUUCUCUGUUGGAAAAGAAAAUUAUUCUUCAUUGCCACCCUCUGCUCUUUAUGCAAAUUUCAUUGGAGUCUUAAUCGUUCUUUUCGCAAUCAUUAUUGGCUAUCUUGUAACGGAAUCAAAUUUCGCUCGUAAACCUUUACCAUCAGAGGGUAAAACGAGUAACCUUUCAAUGGAUUCACAAAGGCCUGAAUAAUACAUAAAUAUCUUUCAUUGCUUGGAUGAAGAUUAACCCUUAAAAAUGGUUUUAAUCCUGUUCAGUUGAAUCACCUACUUAAGGGACUUGUUUUAUCAUUAUAACAGUCAAUUAUUGAUAGAUUUUAUGAUUAACCUGCGAAAAAAAAUGUUACAAAAAUCAAAAGUCUCUAUUGAUUGAUGUUGUCUUUCCGUUUUCACUUGCUGUUACCCACCUGAUGUUUGUGAUUAAACCAGCCUCAAUCCAUGAUGUAUGGAUGAUUUGGUGAUUAAUGUGCUUGUUUCCAUCUUCCAAUCUUCCAAAGAUAACAAAUAUUUCCAAGUCUGCAUGAACUGCAACAUUGGUACUCACACACCAGCGACAUGUUUGAUAAUUUCAAUUGUUUUAAUUUAAAAAUUAUCUCUGUACAUUUAAUCAUCAAUUACAAUUGUCUUGUUUUACAGUCUAUAACUUAAACGUGUAUUAUUGCUUUUCUGCCUAAUAUCUGUGAUCUCACAAACUCACCCAAUUCAGUAUCUAUCUUUGUAACACAAUUGUAAAUGAUUAAAGCCUGAAAAAUGGCUAUUAAUUUGAAAAAGAUUGAAAUUAUCUGCUAAAUAAAUUGCUAUUAUUCACAUUUUU
Messenger RNA from Tetranychus urticae (two-spotted spider mite), 1841 nucleotides. Its product is annotated as ferric reductase SjCytb561. Lineage: Eukaryota; Metazoa; Arthropoda; Arachnida; Trombidiformes; Tetranychidae. The record is from RefSeq and is a predicted model, not a curated record. Gene Ontology annotation, molecular function: oxidoreductase activity.